Molecule: messenger RNA, 1301 nt
Organism: Chelonus insularis
Lineage: Eukaryota; Metazoa; Arthropoda; Insecta; Hymenoptera; Braconidae
Product: divergent protein kinase domain 2A
Exons: 3
Coding region: 79-1116 (345 amino acids)
Source: RefSeq, a predicted model, not a curated record
CAUUCAUCCUUUAUUAUGAAUGUAAAUAUCAACAAAUUGUAAAAAGUUAGUUUUUUAAAUAUUUAUUUUGUUGAAUCAAUGUGUUUCUGGUUUCAUAGUAGAUUCCGAAUCAAUAGUUUGUUAUAUUUUAUUUUAUUUGUAACACUAUCAAUUAUCACAAAUAGAACAUUCAAUUUUUUAUCUCCACAAGUGGUGGAUCUAGUAGAGCUUUCAACAUGUCCUAUUUGUUACGGAACGACGGCUUGUGAUCACAUUUUCAAUGAAAAUUUGAUGAUACAUCCUUUUGAUUUUCAUUCUCUUUUAUCACAUUUAUUUAACAGAAAAAAUGUUUUUUAUGGUACCAUCAACGGAACUAGAGUAGCUAUCAAAAAGUUAGCACAUUCUUAUGAACUUGAUGCUUUUGAUGAUAUGCUUUGUCAGAGUAUUGAAUUCAAAAAAUUCUGUAGAAAAGAUCAAAAUUAUAACAAUGAAGUAAACUCUAAUUAUAAUAUUGAUUUUCUGGGUAAAAUUGAAACUGCUGUUUCUCCCAAGUUUUUUGAAGAUGAUGAAAGUGGAUUAGUUUUAUGUCCAACUACUUCACAUUUAGAACAAGUUAUAAGUCAAUUGAAAAUGAAUGAAAUUCAUUUAUGGACUUUGAUUAAAAUCAAUCCAGAGCCACUGAUUCUACAGAUUCUGCAAGCAGAUGAAGGAUGGCCCGUUGCCAAAUACUAUGGAGCUUGUGGAAGAGUAGUCAUAGAAGAAUAUGUUGGUCCGCCUUUAACAACAUAUUAUAAUAAGCCGUGGUAUCGUAGAGCCAGGAUAGCAAUAAAUUUAUUAGAAGCUGCUUACAUGUUUACAUUCCACAACCACGAUUUUUCAUUUUAUUUAACAGAUUUAUCAUCUGAUAAUAUUGCUAUUGAUCAAAAUGAUGCUCCAAAAUUUAUUGACUUGGAAAAUGUUAUUAUUUUGAAUCGUAAUAUAUCUGAAAAAGAAAAACCAACGAAUUGGUAUCAUCUACACCGAAGUGAGAAUAUAAUUAAUUGUGACGAUUGCUUUUCAUUUUCACCUAUUGAUAUAUGCAGUCAUUCUCUUAGUGAUCAUAAUUACUUCGCCACAUGCCAAGUUAGUUCAAUUUGAAUGAUUAAACACUAAUAUUCGUUUCCUUAUUUUUUUCAAUUAUUUUUUUUCAGAACAUAUUGGCAUCUAAGUCUAAUAUAAAUUCUGAUUUUGAUGGAUUUUUGCAUAGUACUCCUGAAAAGGUUCUUAAUGACCAUCCAAAUUUCCAAAAAUUACUUAAUGAAUGCGUUUCACCGAAAACCGAG